Messenger RNA from Astrephomene gubernaculifera, 1447 nucleotides. Lineage: Eukaryota; Viridiplantae; Chlorophyta; Chlorophyceae; Chlamydomonadales; Astrephomenaceae. The record is from the annotation of a GenBank genome assembly.
GCGGAUGUCACUGUAGGGAUUUAGCUCACCAUAGGCCAUGCAGAACGGCUUUAACGGGUCGCGUUCGCCGCCUAGACAUGCCGUCACGUCUACGCUGGCCAGCGGUGCCGAAACGAGCGAUGGUGGUGGAGUGGUCGCUGCGGUGGCGGGGACAUUCAAACGCGCUCGGGCGUCGCGUCCAGUGUCCCUGGUUACGGGUGCGGUGGGCACUGCUGCCGGCUGGGUGGGGGGCGCGCUGCCCGCACUGGUGGGGCUGGUGCGGCCGGGCGGGGGAGGCGGAGGCAGGCGGCAGCAGGAGCAGCAGCCCCCCAGUCCGUACGGUCUGGGCGGCGGCAGCCGCAGCGGCUUCCUGACGCCGCGUCCGGGCAGCAGUGGAGGUGGAGGCGUGCUGGGGCCGGGGGGCGCCGGCAGCCCGCACAGUCCCAUGGGUCGGCCGCGAGCUGUGCCGGUGAUGGUGCAGGACGGGGUGCGCUGGGUGAACCUGGUUCGUUGGCUCAGCCUGGCUCGCCUCUUCACGCCCUGCUUCCGGCCGCGGGGGGGCAGCAGGCGGAGGGUGCGGUUCGGCGGGGCGGCGGGCAGCGGGCGGGGGCUGCUGCUGGGACCGAACGGAGAGGGAGGGGGCAAGGCUGCAGCUGAGCUGGCCGGCUCCACCGCUGCUCCCGCCCCCACCACUGCUGCGGGUGCCGCCGCUGCUGCUGCCCCCGGCGGGUCGACCAGCCGACCCGUGUACAUCCAGGUCCGCCAGGCCCGGCAGCUGGUGUGGCCCUCCCUGGCGGGUGUUCCGGCUGAGGGCCCCUCCUGCUACUGCCUGCUGCUGGCGGGGGACACCCCGGUGGGCAGCACGCAGGCGCGGCAGGUGGCGGGGGGAGGGGGAGCAGGAGGGGUGGCAGGAGGAGGAGGAGGUGGGAGCAGUACGGUGGUGUGGAAUGAGGUGUUCAGCUUCCCCAGGAGCCUGCUGGAGGCUCCCGGCGGCAUCAGCCUCCCCGGCGCCCCCCCUCGCCUGCUGCUGCAGGUGUGGGUGUGCGAGGGCGGCGGGGUGGGUGCGCUGGGGGCCUCCGAGGAGGUGCUGGUGGGUCAGGCGGAGCUGGGCGGGCGGCUGGGGGGGCUGCUGGCGGCGGAGCGGCCGCACCCGCUGAGCGCGGUGCUGGAGCUGCAGGCCCUGGACGAGGACACGGGUCAGGUGGAGCCGGGCAGCUGCGGGGAGCUGCUGGUGGCGGCGUGGGUGGAGCCGGGGGCGGGGGACGCGGCCCCCCGCACCUCCCCCUGCCUGCUGCCCGGCGCCCCCUCCGCCGCGGAGGCCGGUGUCCUCUACUCCAACCUCUCCGCCCCCUGCGGAUCCAAAUCCAUGCCGGCUGUCGUACACUCCCCCCUCGGCACCCUGUACGAGGAGCCGGCGGUGGCGGCGCUGCAGGUGGUGGUUUCGGGGCUGGCGGGCCUGCGGUGGGAG